Messenger RNA from Zea mays, 1089 nucleotides. RefSeq lists its product as uncharacterized. The record is from RefSeq and is marked validated. Gene Ontology annotation, molecular function: protein-folding chaperone binding. Gene Ontology annotation, cellular component: cytosol. Bases 92 to 1072 code for a protein of 326 amino acids. The transcript has 3 exons. NCBI's taxonomy places the organism in Eukaryota, Viridiplantae, Streptophyta, Magnoliopsida, Poales, Poaceae.
AACCAAAAUCCAAAAACCUCGUCAGUUUGGGAACAGCGGAAAACCGGCCCCCCGCCCGCCUGCUAGGUGCUAGCAACAGCAGUCGCCGCCGAUGGGGGUGGACUACUACAAGGUGCUGGGCGUCGGCCGCGGCGCCACCGACGACGAGCUCAAGAAGGCCUACCGCCGCCUAGCCAUGAAGUACCAUCCCGAUAAGAACCCUACGCCGCAGGCCGACACCCUCUUCAAGCAGGUCUCCGAGGCCUACGACGUGCUCAGCGACCCGCAGAAGCGAGCCAUCUACGACCAGUACGGCGAGGAAGGCCUCAAGGCCGGCGCGCCUCCGCCCGCCGCCUCCACGCACGGCGCCGGCGCCGGCGUCCACAGGUUCCGCUUCAACACGAGGAGCGCCGAGGAGAUCUUCUCCGAGAUAUUCGGCGGCGGGUUUGCUGGGGCAGGCCCCCGUACCCCCGGCGGCGGCGUCCCCUCCGGGUUCCCGAUGUUCGGCGGCGCUGCUGGGGCAGGGGAGGCGUCGAGCGCGGCGUCGCAGAGGAAGGCGCCGCCGAUCGAGCGGCCGCUGGCUUGCACCUUGGAGGACCUGUACAAAGGGGCCACUAAGAAGAUGAAGAUCUCUAGGGAUGUCCUUGACGCCACCGGGAGACCAACAAACCGUGAGGAGAUCCUGACGAUCGACAUCAAGCCAGGAUGGAAGAAGGGCACAAAGAUAACCUUUCCCGAGAAAGGCAACGAGGCACGCAACGUUGUGCCAUCGGAUCUGGUGUUCAUAGUAGAAGAACGGGCGCACCCCAGGUUCAGGAGAGACGGGAACGACCUCAUCUACACUCAUAAGAUCUCUCUGGUGGAGGCAUUGACAGGCUGCACAGUCCAAGUGACGACUCUGGACGGGCGGACCCUGACCGUUCCGGUGAAGUCGGUCGUCAGCCCUACAUACGAAGAAGUCGUGCCGGGCGAAGGCAUGCCGAUCACGAGGGAGCCGUCUAGGAAGGGGAGCCUGAGGAUCAAGUUCCAGAUCAAGUUCCCCACUAGCCUAACAGGCGACCAGAAGGCGGCCAUCCAACAGCUUCUGUCUUGAAGCUCUCUCUCUCUCUC